AUGUCAAGGUUUGAAACCCCCUAUAUCUUGAGAACUCUGUCUCAUAUUUUCGACAAACCAGAUGAAUCCAGACUCGCCCACACCGCUAGCGCCCCAUUGACAGGAUCUGUUCUCCUCCGCGUUUAUUUCAAGUUGGGGCAAUUGCCACGUCAUCCUGACCUUGUCGUGCGAUACCAUGAAAUCAUCGACAUUGGCGUUGGUGAGGUGAGCCUCUCCGCAUCAAUCAGCAAGGUCCAAGGCGACCUAGCACGUACCCUCCUAUGGAGCAAACGGGCGGCAGACGAGGUUGUUACGAGAUUUGAGGAGACAGAGGACAUGAACCUCUUAUUCGUUCAAGUGAUCGGCCAGACGUGCAACCUUUAUCUCAUGUGUCGUGUCGGCACAGUCUGCGUGGCCACCAAGAUCGGCACUAUUCAAAUACUCUACACGCUUUCCGAUACAUUGUCGUUCGAGGACCAGGUCCAAACAUGGCUGACACUCGAUAAACCCUUCAACAGCACAGUCUCCGUCCUGAACGAUGCCACAUACCGGCGACAAGAAGCCAUCGCGCAGCACCUCAACUCCCAAAACCUCAACUACCGCUUCACAGUCGAGCAGAGUGAUUCCGAGUUCUUUGCAGAGGUGACCUGGGACCAUGGCCCCGCUACUCCACCUCCCAUGAAAGCAGCCGUGCUUUCAUACAAAUUACAACCUCAUCCUCGAUCUCCCGUUAAAGCUCGACAAGAUGGUGGUGUACGAUUCUACCCCUCGACCAAGAAGCAAGCACCCACAAACGCGAAGGACCAGCAGAAGCAGCUCCAGAGAGUUCAGGACAUUCCGAAAGGAUCGCAAGCCAAGUGCGAAAACAGAGGCGCUCCAGAGAGCGUUCAAUUCAAUCAUUCGACCAAAAAGACGGUGUCGGUUACUAUGGACCAGUACAAGGUUCCACAAGUUCCGAGAGGAUCGCCCAAGAAGAAUGAUGAAAGGAUGUUCCUGAGAUGA
This is a messenger RNA of Linnemannia hyalina, 981 nucleotides long. Lineage: Eukaryota; Fungi; Mortierellomycota; Mortierellomycetes; Mortierellales; Mortierellaceae. The record is from the annotation of a GenBank genome assembly.